This is a messenger RNA of Syngnathus acus (greater pipefish), 1519 nucleotides long. Its product is annotated as wee1-like protein kinase. Gene Ontology annotation, biological process: mitotic cell cycle; protein phosphorylation. Gene Ontology annotation, cellular component: nucleus. Gene Ontology annotation, molecular function: non-membrane spanning protein tyrosine kinase activity; ATP binding; magnesium ion binding. Bases 56 to 1486 code for a protein of 476 amino acids. The transcript has 9 exons. NCBI's taxonomy places the organism in Eukaryota, Metazoa, Chordata, Actinopteri, Syngnathiformes, Syngnathidae. The record is from RefSeq and is a predicted model, not a curated record.
GUAACCAACUGCCUGGCGGUGCUUUGAAAGCGUACGGGAGAAGACAAACGAAGCCAUGGAAACGACACCGAAGCCGAGUGGGGACAUCGAAAAGAGCGUUCCAAUGCGUGAACGACGAAGCACCGCUGUCAAGCGGCUAAAAUUCCACAGUAGCCCCGUGAGGAUUCGUUCAUGCGGGGGUGACGAAGUCACGCUGUGGGGCCUGAAAGGCUGCGGAUCACCCAACACCGUUGUCUUGACCACAUGCUCCACGCCUACCAAAAAGCCUUCACGAUUCUACGAGGACUCACCGGAACGAACCUCCCCGCAAACCACCUCUACGAACACUCGGGGCAAAAACGUCAGGAGACGAAGACUUUUGGACACGCCGCUUGAUCCAACGAGUGUGUUAUCCCCAGCAAAGAACUCCAGCAUCACCUUUCCCUGCAAGCGAUCUCUAUUCAAGAAUGGGAAACGUUCCGCAAGGUCCAGUACAGAGGGCAGCAGCAUCAGACCUCAGGUCAACUCGAAUCCUUUCAGUCCCCUCUCACUCCUCAUCCAGUCUCCUCCACCGCAGAAGAACCAGUGCAAGAGAGCGCACAUGUCUCAUGGAGAAGACAAGAAUGCAAGUAAUGCCAAAGGAGACUCUAAGAGGUCAACUGCGCUAAGAAACGAUGUGACGUCCCGGUAUACCUCAGAGUUCCUCGAACUGGAGACGAUUGGAAGCGGACAAUUCGGCGCGGUUUUCAAAUGUGUGAAAAGGCUGGAUGGCUGCAUCUAUGCUAUCAAGCGAUCAAAGAAACCACUUAUGGGAUCGGUAGAUAAACAUUGCGUCAUGCGGGAAGUGUUUGCCCACGCCGUACUGGCCCAGUAUCCCAACGUGGUGCGUUACUACUCGUCUUGGGUCGAGGACGACCACUUGCUCAUUCAGAACGAGUACUGCGACGGCGGCACGCUAGCUGACGCCAUUGAACGCAACUCGAAGCGGCUCGCCUCCAUGUCGGAAGCGGACCUCAAAGAUCUACUGCUACAAAUUGCGCGAGGCUUGGAGUGCUUCCACUCAAUGUCGCUGGUGCACAUGGACAUCAAACCGAGCAACAUCUUCAUAGCCAAGAAGCCCGGAUGCAGCUGUGAUGAGGAUGACAAGCCAACCUACAAAAUCGGUGAUCUUGGUCAUGUGACCCAGGUAAACAAUCCUCAAGUGGAAGAAGGUGACAGCAGAUAUCUAGCCAAUGAAGUUCUACAAGAGGACUACAGUAACUUGACAAAGGCCGACAUUUUUGCCCUUGCUCUUACUGUUGUUAGAGCCUCAGGGGCGGAGGCUCUGCCCUCCAACGGGCACAAGUGGCACAAAAUCCGACAGGGUGAUCUUCCCGCCAUGCCAUGUGUGCUUGAGCCAGAGUUUUUCAGUCUUCUCCAGAUGAUGAUACACCCUGACCCAACAAGACGGCCUUCGACCCAUGACAUCAUCAGAAAUUCAGUAAUCCAGACAACACACAGAUUGUAAAGAAAAAUACCAAUAAAACUCUGGUGUAAAGUA